AUGCUACGCGAGACAUUCAUACUUGCAUUGCUUGCAGGUGCAAAUGCAGACUUGCAGCCUUUCUACCAGUCUGCGGGGUAUGACAUGAGUCAAUAUGGCGCCUGGCCAUUGCAAUCGUAUCUCUCUUCGAGAAUCUCGGGCCCUAUACUCAACUACUGGAACCGCAGCCAGGCCUGCGAAGAUGGAUCCUACACAUUGAUCGCGCCGCGGGGAGAUUCGGUCAGACAUACCGGACCAAUGAUCCUCGAUGAAAGUGGGAAUCUUGUUUGGUUCAGGGAGUACCCAACUACAUAUAAUCUCAACAUAAAAUCAUUCCGCGGGGAGGACUAUCUGACAUUCUGGGCCGGAAACGAUGGCAUUGGAGGACAUGGCGAUGGGACAUACUAUAUGCUGAACUCUCAAUAUGAAGAAGUAUACAAAAUCCGUGCUGUGAAUGACCUUCCAGCGGACAUGCACGAGUUUCAAAUCACGCGCGAUGACACCGCUCUGUUCGUCUGGUAUGACAAACAGCCUGCGGAUCUGCAGAUUGUCGGCGGAUCAGAAGAUGGCUGGAUCUAUGAUGGCGGAUUUCAAGAGGUGGAUGUGGAAACCAAUGAGCUUCUCUUCCAGUGGCGAGCGUCGGAUCACUUCAAAUUCACAGAUGGCUACCGGGGACCAGAGGAAAGGGGCAACUCCAAAGACGUCCCAUGGGACUUCUUCCACAUCAAUAGCGUUGACAAAGACUUUCGCGGGAAUUUCCUGGUCUCAUCUCGGUAUAUGAGCUGUCUCGCUUAUGUGGACGGAAAGACCGGAGAUGUUAUCUGGAGACUGGGUGGAAAGGACAAUUCCUUCCAGGAUUUGUCAGACGGUACAGCGACGAAUAUGAAAUGGCAGCAUCAUGCCAGAUUCCACGAUGGCUCGCAUGUGUCUUCGGGGUCCGUUGCGUCCAAUCGAGUGAUCACGCUGUUUGACAAUUCAUCCCGCGGAAAGGGAGCCACAGAAAGAACCAGCCGUGGCCUGUUCCUUGAUAUCGACGAGCAAAACAUGACCGCUCGAGUGAGGCAUGAGUACUGGAACUCGAUUGCAAUUAGCAGCCAGUCUCAGGGAUCAUUGCAGGUUCUUGAAAAUGGGAACAUCCUGGUUGGAUAUGGAUACAACGCCGCCUGGACCGAGUUCUCCAUGAACGGUGAUGUACUAUGUGAAGCCCAUUUCGGACCAGCGGGGGGUUUCGGAAGUGGUAAUAUCAUCUCAUAUCGCACCUUCAAGCAUCAAUGGACCGGGAGGCCGACUACUUCCCCCAGCGUGGCUUUUGCAGAGACACAUGUGGCAGUGAGUUGGAACGGAGCCACGGAUGUAGCGACGUGGGUUCUGGAAGGAAUUGGCCAUGGCCUCAACUUCACCAGCAAUUCAGACACUAACCUGGAUGAGUUCGCAAUCGUCUCUGCUGUGCCCAGGUCCGGAUUCGAGACUGAUAUUCCCGUGCCUGACCAAAUGCCAUAUCGAAAGCUCCGAGUUGUCGCUCGGGAUCAGAACGGCGAGAUCCUGGGCCAAACGACUGCUGUCAACUGGACUCCGGACCAGUUUCGGAACGAAGUGUUGGUUGUUUCUGGCGAGGAAACAAAUGUGGAGCACGGAAACAAGGCGAAAAUUUUGCUGUCUGUCUUCAUACCUCUGUCUGCAGCGUUGGCUGUAUUCUGCUUGUGGCUAGGGAGAAAGCAUCUCCAGCUUCGCGCGUGGAGAGGAUCAUUCCACAGUGGUAUUGCCCGAGGAGCCAAGGAAGAGGUGUGGCUCCCUCUCGGCGUUUCAGAUGAGUUGGACGGCCCAGAGGAAAGAGGGCAGCCGGAUGAGCCUGUGGAUUUAGAACAUUGUGACCAAGACGUUGCGCUUCUUGGCGGACGACGGAACCGUGGUCUUUUCGUGUAG
This is a messenger RNA of Penicillium olsonii, 1902 nucleotides long. NCBI's taxonomy places the organism in Eukaryota, Fungi, Ascomycota, Eurotiomycetes, Eurotiales, Aspergillaceae. The record is from the annotation of a GenBank genome assembly.